UUCUUCGGAUCGGUUCGUUCCGUUCGUUCGGUUCUCCGUUGUUUCUAAAUCUGAAGUUGAUUUUCCUAUAGCAAAUAGCUCCUGCUGGUCCUUUUUCGGAGUUGUGCGUGUAAAAAAUCAAGUGGAAAAUCCUUAGGUGGUGGCAUACUGAGUUUUAAAUCGUGAAAUCCAUAAAAAGGUGCAAAAAAAUAGCAAUGUCUCGUGGUCCGGGUCCGAUUCCCAACCGGUGGCUCUAUUGCCCUCGGAAAUCGGAAUCUCUGAUUGCUGACAAAUUUUUAGCAUUCAAGACUCCACUCAAGGAAAGUUUUGAAUCUCAGAUGCCAAUGGAGUGUUGUUUCUCACCGGAUAUGCUCUUCCAAGUGAUGAAAACCUACAAGGUAAAAAUUGGUCUUUGGAUAGAUUUGACCAACACAAACCGUUUCUACGAUCGAAGAGAAAUUGAAGACAACGAUUGUCAAUAUGUAAAGCUGCAGUGCCGUGGCCACGGAGAAACUCCCACGAUGGAACAAACUAAGGCGUUCAUAGAGAUCGUGGAAGAAUUCAAUCGCGAUCAUCCUCUGGAAGUGAUUGGCGUUCACUGCACCCAUGGAUUCAAUCGGACCGGUUUUCUAAUUGGAUCCUAUAUGGUUGAGAAGCAGGACUGUGCCGUAGAAGCUGCCCUUGCUGCGUUCGCCAAAGCUCGUCCGCCAGGCAUCUACAAGGAAGACUAUAUCCGGGAGCUGUUCCGACGCUAUGAAGACGAAGAGGAUGCCAUCCCGGCACCGCCGCUUCCGGAUUGGUGCUUUGAUCAAGGGGAUAGUUCUAGUAAUGGGCAUGUGGUUCCGAUCGAUGAACAAGAUGACAUGAGCAAUCAAGAAGACCAGGAUGAUUCUGAAAGUAGCGGAAAAAGCACAGCCACUAAACGCAGUCUGGAAGCCGAAAGUAGUAAUGCAGAUGAUUCGGCAGGUGGUAGCAAGCGCAAGAAAAUGAAGAGGGAAUUCAUCAAAAAGAACGCAAGGUUCAUGGAAGGGGUUCCUGGUGUAACGUUAGUUUCUGAUCAACCCCGACUCGGCACACUGCAGCAGAUGGUGCAGAGCAUGUGCGGCUGGAAAUCUACCGGGUUUCCUGGCUGUCAACCGGUGUCCAUGGAUAAUACAAACCUAAACCUACUGCACAUCAAACCGUAUAAAGUAUCAUGGAAGGCUGACGGCACUCGAUACAUGAUGCUGAUUGUGAAGAAAGAUGAAGUAUACUUUAUCGAUCGUGACAAUUCUUGUUUUGCCGUUUCGGGUAUUACUUUUCCUCAAUACUCAAACUUGCAUAACCACCUAACCAAUACUCUACUGGAUGGGGAAAUGGUGAUAGACAAAGUGAAUGGGCAGAAAAGACCACGAUAUCUGGUUUAUGACAUCAUCCGAUAUGAAAAUGAAGAUGUAGGGAAGAAACCAUUCGAUCCGGACCGUUUGGUGUAUAUUGAAAGGCGGAUUAUCGGACCCCGCACAGAAGCCAUGAAGCAGGGAAUCAUUGAUCAAGCUCGGCAACCAUUCAGUAUAAGGCACAAAGCAUUCUGGGACAUAACACAAGCACGGGCUCUGCUAGGUCCAAAGUUUGCCAAAACCCUGUCACAUGACCCUGACGGUCUAAUAUUUCAACCAGGCAAGGAACCCUAUGUCGCAGGAACCUGCCCAGAGGUUCUCAAAUGGAAACCGUCUACUCUUAACUCCGUCGAUUUUAAGUUGAAGAUUGCUGAAGAAAGUGGCAUGGGCGUGUUGCCUAAAAAGAUUGGACUGCUAUUUGUAGGAGGCAUGGAAACAGCCUUUGGUCAAAUGAAACUCACAAAGGAAUUAAGAGAGUUAGAUAACAAGAUUAUCGAAUGCAAAUACGAGAAGAACGCUUGGGUCUUCAUGCGCGAGAGGACGGAUAAAUCCUUCCCAAAUAGUUUCAAGACAGCGCAAAGUGUAUGCCACAGUAUUCGCUAUCCCGUAACGACUGACAUUUUGCUGAACUUCAUCGACACGAAAAGGUACAGAGAGGAUUCCUUCCGAAUGCCGCCACCUGCAGCAUUUCAUGAGUAAUUUUGUGAAAACUACGAUAGUCAAAUCUGUUAUGUUCAUCGGUUUGUUCGAGACAUUUCACCACUUGUAAGGACUACGUUACGAAUGUAUCAAAAUGAUCGACAUCUAGGUUGAAUUAAAUCCAUUUUUAAAAAAAUCGAUAUCAAAUGAACAUCAUAAUUUAUGAUGACAAUAAGCGGAUAGGUAGGAGAAGGAGAGGUAUAAUGAGCCUACUACCAAUUAAUUUUAUUGAAUAAUUAUAAACUUAAGGCUAAAGUACAGGAUGCUCAUGAUGGCCCACCUGUUCACUAUUUUUUUCAGCGUCGCCAAUUUCCUCUCCCGCAGGUAGGCACAGGUACACCACCACAACUUUUCGGUUCUUC
Ochlerotatus camptorhynchus is the source of this 2416-nucleotide messenger RNA. It is a transcript of the gene mRNA-cap, whose product is annotated as mRNA-capping-enzyme. Gene Ontology annotation, molecular function: protein tyrosine/serine/threonine phosphatase activity; mRNA 5'-triphosphate monophosphatase activity; mRNA guanylyltransferase activity. NCBI's taxonomy places the organism in Eukaryota, Metazoa, Arthropoda, Insecta, Diptera, Culicidae. The record is from RefSeq and is a predicted model, not a curated record. Gene Ontology annotation, biological process: 7-methylguanosine mRNA capping; protein dephosphorylation. The transcript has 7 exons. The coding region runs from base 195 to 2054 and encodes 619 amino acids.